This is a messenger RNA of Penicilliopsis zonata CBS 506.65, 1651 nucleotides long. RefSeq lists its product as hypothetical. NCBI's taxonomy places the organism in Eukaryota, Fungi, Ascomycota, Eurotiomycetes, Eurotiales, Aspergillaceae. The transcript is spliced from 3 exons. The record is from RefSeq and is a predicted model, not a curated record. Bases 111 to 1478 code for a protein of 455 amino acids.
CGGAGGGAUCGUAUAAUGCUGGAGCGGAGAGGGGAGGGUUUUCCAGCUGGCUGGCCAGCUCCAGUGGCAAUGUGCAACAAGGCGGCGGUCUGUCGCAGAUGGGAACGGGGAUGAUGGGCCGUUUCUCAUCACAAGCAGCCCAGAAUAGACCAGCGGGGCAACAUCCUUUUCAUGAGAAUCGUUUCGGCUAUUCGUCGGACGGCCAGGCGGGCGUCUAUACAGGCGUCGCGCCACCGUAUCAUUCUUCCGGACAGUCGACACCUGGGGUAAACACCAUGAACAAUGCUAGUGGCGCUCCGCAGGAAUCUGUGAUCUCUGCUUCUCAGGGCUUCGCUGCCAAACUUUCUGGUAACGAACCAGGAUCUCCUUUUAUGCCCACCCUUUUCCAGGGACAGCAGCAGCCGCAGGCGGUUCAGUCCACCACUCCCUCAAAUCUUCCACCUUCCUCGCAGGCGGAGACAGAUGCCUCAGAAUCCAUGCCUGGAGUCACCGGCAGCACCUCUCCCAGCCAGCCAGAGUGGCGGGUCGGACCAAAGCCCCAUGUGCCUAUAGAAACGAAGCCUGCGACCACCCUGUCUACAGCAGGUUAUACUAUGGGAACGGGAGCAGGAAUACAAAGCCAGCAGCAGCAGCAGCAGAGACCGACCACUCAAGGUUACAGCUCACAAGUUCCGUUCCAGGGUCUCCAAAGUCAACCACCUCUUCCCCAACCAUGGGGAGUGGACGCCGCUUCUUCAGCCCAGACUCACUCGCCAGGUCCUCAUCAUGGCACCCCUGAUGCUGGAACCCAAGACCUUCCCAGUGCGCUGCCAAGCUCACAGCAAGGAUUCAACGUCCAGCAUACGAUGAUGAAGCCAGGCGGGGUUCAAGAACAGAGCCCUGUAAAUACCUAUGUUCAGGGCUCUUACUCGCAGCCCUCGCCACCACCUUCAUCGCAAGGCAUGUAUGCGACUCAUCCUCAGUACCAGGCCUUUAGUCCCUCUCAACUGAAAAGCGAAGGGGUCUAUACGGGUAGCAAUCCCCUUCCAGCCACGACAACCACAGCAACAACGGGAUCAUACGGAAUACCCUCGAGCAUCCACCCCAGCCACGCAAGCCUAGCGAGUCAAGCCUGGGGAAUUUCUCAACAGAUCGGCGGUGCAUUCUCUCACAAUUCUGGAUCCAUGGGAGGCUAUGCAAAUAAUUCCGGCACCUACCCACAGAUGGCGAACAGUCAAAUGGAUGCGUUUACUGGUAACAACACGCACCCGGGCGCCUUGCAGCAUUAUCAGCCAUACCACCCGGGACCUCAUUCUGGUGGCCCAGCUCUAGGGAAUUAUAAUCAAUGGGGCCAGUCCACGGCACCUGCGCCACCACGCGCUGCAAUGUCUGAUCCUCAGUUUGUCAGUGGUCCUUGGGCAUCAGUGACUCCUCCAGGAGGUGGUGGGAUGCGGCCGCCCCCGCAUUAUUCUGGAGCUUACGGUUAUGGAGGCAGAUGAACUAUCGUAUCUGGAUGAAAUUUUCAGUCAAUAAUGUGCAUGGGGAUAUCUAUGAUACCUGCUCCUCACUUCCUCUCAGCAGCCUUUUCUGUCUCUUAAUUUUGGGGUAAUCUCAAUAUUUAAUGAUUUUAAUUUUCUGUGUCUAUAUUUCUAGGAAUCCAUAAAUAGAAUGC